Messenger RNA from Ornithodoros turicata, 510 nucleotides. RefSeq names its product receptor expression-enhancing protein 4-like. The coding region runs from base 1 to 510 and encodes 169 amino acids. The record is from RefSeq and is a predicted model, not a curated record. Gene Ontology annotation, cellular component: endoplasmic reticulum membrane; cytoplasmic microtubule. Gene Ontology annotation, molecular function: microtubule binding. Lineage: Eukaryota; Metazoa; Arthropoda; Arachnida; Ixodida; Argasidae. The transcript has a single exon.
AUGAGCCUGCUGUCGACCACAUGCUGCCGGUUGGUCGUCCUAAUCGUCGGCGCACUGUUCCCGGCGUACGCUUCCUGCAAGGCCGUGCAGUCGAGGAACGCGAGGGAAUACGUCCACUGGAUGAUGUACUGGAUUGUGCUCGCUUCUCUGCUCACCCUGGAGCCCAUCGUAGACAGCAUAUUUGCGAGGGGCCUGCCCUUCUACAACCAACUGAAGAUCGGCGUUGUCCUUUGGUUGCAGUCAUCGACGAGCAAGGGAGCCAGCCUUAUAUUUCGCAAGGCCAUCUUGCCGCAGUUCAAGCGCCGCGAGGCCGAAAUUGACGUUUAUCUUGAUAAGGUUAAAGUAGAAGCUGAACGCGUGGGAUCCACCACAGCCAAGUACGUCACACAUGUUGUCGUACGCUACGUGAUGAAGCACAUAAGAGAGAAUUACGGUAUCACUGAGCUCGUUGUUAGCGAUAUGAAGACCAUCAGCGACCAGAGUGAGGUGUCCUCGCCCAGAGAUCUCUAA